Molecule: messenger RNA, 978 nt
Organism: Zasmidium cellare ATCC 36951
Lineage: Eukaryota; Fungi; Ascomycota; Dothideomycetes; Mycosphaerellales; Mycosphaerellaceae
Exons: 4
Coding region: 1-978 (325 amino acids)
Biological process (GO): nitrite transport; transmembrane transport
Cellular component (GO): membrane
Molecular function (GO): high-affinity secondary active nitrite transmembrane transporter activity
Source: RefSeq, a predicted model, not a curated record
AUGCACGAAUACGUUCACGUCGUCCACAAUGCGUACAGCCCAGCGGAGACCGUCGAGCAGGCUGGUCGACAAGGCGUCUACAAGGCCAACAUGCGCAUCGACAAGAUGUUCAUUUCGGCGGUGGUAGCUGGCAUGCUGCUCGCCUUUGCCUGUGCGGUCUCUCUCAGCACGCAAACGGCACCGUGGUAUCAGGAUAACGCUCCCGGAUUGAUCAGGAUGAUUGGCGCGGUGAUUUUCCCGUUCGGCCUCGUUAUGAUUGUUGUGACCGGUGUGGAUCUGUGUACAGGGAGUUUUAUGAUCACCACCAUCGCCGUCCUCCAACGCCGCCUCUCCGUUCCAAAGAUGCUUAUGCAUUGGUUCGUGACCUUCUUUGGGAACCUUGCAGGAUCUCUCUUCGUUGUUGCGAUCAUCACAGGAUACGGCGGUGUGUUCGACUUGCCGCCUUACAAUGCCGAAGCUAUAACUUUCGCCAACAAGAAAGUCGUUACGCCGCAAUGGCAUAUGAUCUUCCUGCGAGGCAUUGGAGCCAAUUGGCUGGUCUGCAUGGCAUGUUUUCUGGCUUGUAUGGCGAGGGAGUACUUCUCGAAGGUCAUUGCAAUCUGGUGGCCAACGUUCGCGUUCGUUGCGCUUGGAUUGGACCACGUCGUUGCCAAUAUGUUUUUCGUCCCAAUUGCCAUAUGGCAAAACGAUCCUCAAAUAACAGUUGGAUAUUACAUCUGGAAGAGCAUGAUCCCAGCCCUGAUCGGCAACAUCAUCGGAGGAGGGGUUUUCGUGGGCGUAGUCUACUGGUAUCUCCACAUGACAAACGAGCCUCCCGUUGCUGUUGACGGCGUGUAUUACUCGACAGUCAAGGAGCCUCUCCUCACCCUGGGCUCGAAGCCGUGGAAGAGUGGAGGCGGACCAGGCCCUGCUAGUGGAGGUGUAUCUCCUCGUGAGGAGUCUGAGGAGCGUAAGAAGAGCGCCGAAGCCAUGGUGUAG